GCGCUGAGCCCCGAGCCCGCCGGGAGCGCCAGGCCGGCCGGGCCUGCGCCGCCGCCGCCGCCGCCGCCGCGCCGACCAUGUCGGCGGCCAAGGAGAACCCGUGCAGGAAAUUCCAGGCCAACAUCUUCAACAAGAGCAAGUGUCAGAACUGCUUCAAGCCCCGCGAGUCGCAUCUGCUCAAUGAUGAGGACCUGACGCAGGCAAAACCCAUUUAUGGCGGUUGGCUGCUCCUGGCCCCAGAUGGGACCGACUUUGACAACCCAGUGCACCGGUCUCGGAAAUGGCAGCGACGGUUCUUCAUCCUUUACGAGCACGGCCUCUUGCGCUAUGCCCUAGAUGAGAUGCCCACAACCCUGCCUCAGGGUACCAUCAACAUGAACCAGUGCACAGAUGUGGUGGAUGGGGAGGGCCGCACGGGCCAGAAGUUCUCCCUGUGCAUUCUGACGCCUGAGAAGGAGCAUUUCAUCCGAGCGGAGACCAAGGAGAUAGUCAGUGGGUGGCUGGAGAUGCUCAUGGUCUAUCCGCGGACCAACAAACAGAACCAGAAGAAGAAACGGAAAGUGGAGCCCCCCACACCGCAGGAGCCUGGGCCUGCCAAGGUGGCUGUCACCAGCAGCAGCAGCAGCAGCAGCAGCAGCAGCAUCCCCAGUGCCGAGAAAGUCCCCACCACCAAGUCCACACUCUGGCAGGAAGAAAUGAGGACCAAGGACCAGCCAGAUGGCAGCAGCCUGAGUCCAGCUCAGAGUCCCAGCCAGAGCCAGCCUCCUGCUGCCAGUUCAUUGCGGGAACCUGGGCUGGAGAGCAAAGAAGAGGAGAGCGCCAUGAAUAGCGACCGCAUGGACUGUGGCCGCAAAGUCCGGGUGGAAAGCGGCUACUUCUCCCUGGAGAAGACCAAACAGGACUUGAAGGCUGAGGAGCAGCAGCUGCCCCUGCCGCUCUCCCCUCCCAGCCCCAGCACCCCCAAUCACAGGUACAGUUGCCCCGAGUCACCCCCCCGGGAGCUCGGUGGUCCCCUUCCUUCCCCAGGGCCUCGACUCCCCCACCGAAUGGUCUACAGCAUCUCUCUCGGCUCCCUGGAUGUGGCCGGCCAGCCACCUGCCUACGUGGACUCUGGCAGCACUGGGGGGCGGGGGACAGAGAGACCGGGGAGCACCUUUGCCUUUAAAGCCAGCAGGCAAUAUGCCACCCUGGCCGACGUUCCUAAGGCCAUCAGGAUCAGCCACCGAGAAGCCUUCCAGGUGGAGAGAAGGCGGCUGGAGCGUAGAACUCGGGCCCGGAGCCCUGGCAGGGAGGAGGUGGCCCGUCUGUUUGGCAACGAGCGGAGGAGGUCCCAGGUGAUUGAAAAGUUUGAGGCCUUGGACAUUGAGAAGGCAGAGCACAUGGAGACCAAUGCAGUGGGGCCCUCGCCAUCCAGCGACACACGCCAGGGCCGCAGCGAGAAGAGGGCGUUCCCUAGAAAGCGGGACUUCACCAACGAAGCCCCCCCAGCUCCUCUCCCAGACGCCUCGGCUUCCCCCCUGUCUCCACACCGAAGAGCCAAGUCACUGGACAGGAGGUCCACGGAGCCCUCCGUGACGCCCGACCUGCUGAAUUUCAAGAAAGGCUGGCUGACUAAGCAGUAUGAGGAUGGCCAGUGGAAGAAACACUGGUUUGUCCUGGCUGAUCAAAGCCUGAGAUACUACAGGGAUUCAGUGGCUGAGGAGGCAGCCGACUUGGAUGGGGAAAUUGACUUGUCUACAUGUUACAGUGUCACAGAGUAUCCAGUUCAGAGAAACUAUGGCUUCCAGAUACAUACAAAGGAGGGCGAGUUCACCCUAUCGGCCAUGACGUCCGGGAUCCGGCGGAACUGGAUCCAGACCAUCAUGAAGCAUGUGCACCCGACCACUGCCCCGGAUGUGACCAGCUCAUUGCCAGAGGAAAAAAACAAGAGCAGCUCCUCUUUUGAGACAUGUCCAAGGCCGAGUGAGAAGCAAGAGGCAGAGCCGGGGGAGCCUGACCCUGAGCAGAAGAGGAGCCGUGCACGGGAGCGGAGACGAGAAGGCCGCUCCAAGACCUUUGACUGGGCUGAGUUCCGCCCCAUCCAGCAGGCCCUGGCUCAGGAGCGGGUGGGUGGCACAGGGCCUCCUGACACCCAUGAGCCCCUGCGCCCUGAGGCAGAGCCUGGGGAGCUUGAGCGGGAGCGAGCACGGAGGCGGGAGGAGCGCCGCAAGCGCUUCGGGAUGCUCGACUCCACAGACGGGCCGGGCACUGAGGACACAGCCCUGCGCAUGGAGGUGGACCGGAGCCCGGGGCUGCCUGUGAGCGACCUCAAAACACAUAACGUCCACGUGGAGAUAGAGCAGCGGUGGCAUCAGGUGGAGACCACGCCUCUCCGGGAAGAGAAGCAGGUGCCCAUCGCCCCCGUGCACCUGUCUUCUGAAGAUGGGGGUGACCGGCUCUCCACCCAUGAGCUGACCUCUCUGCUGGAGAAGGAGCUGGAGCAGAGCCAGAAGGAGGCCUCAGACCUUCUGGAGCAGAACCGGCUCCUGCAGGACCAGUUGAGGGUGGCCCUGGGCCGGGAGCAGAGCGCCCGUGAGGGCUACGUGCUGCAGACUGAAGUGGCCGCCUCCCCAUCGGGUGCCUGGCAGAGGCUCCAUAGAGUCAACCAAGACCUUCAGAGUGAGCUUGAAGCCCAGUGCCAGCGCCAGGAGCAGAUUACACACCAGAUUCAGACCCUGAAGCGUAGCUAUGGGGAGGCCAAGGACACGAUCCGACACCACGAGGCUGAGAUCCGCAGCCUCCAGGCACGGCUCAGUAAUGCGGCCGCGGAGCUGGCCAUCAAGGAGCAGGCGCUGGCCAAGCUCAAAGGCGACCUGAAGCGGGAGCAGGGCAGGGUCCGAGAGCAGCUGGAGGAGCGGCAACACAGUGAGGCAGCACUGAGCAGCCAGCUGAGGGCCAGUGAGCAAAAACUCAAGAGCGCCGAGGCCCUGUUACUGGAGAAGACGCAGGAGCUACGGGGCCUGGAGACACAACAGGCGCUGCAGCGGGACCGGCAGAAAGAGGUCCAGAGGCUGCAGGAGCGUAUUGCCGACCUCAGCCAGCAGCUGGGCGCCAGUGAGCAGGCCCAGCGGCUGAUGGAGGAGAAGCUGCAGAGAAACUACGAGCUGCUGCUGGAGAGCUGUGAGAAGGAGAAGCAGGCAUUGCUGCAGAACCUGAAGGAGGUGGAAGACAAGGCCAGCGCCUACGAGGACCAGCUGCAGGGCCAGGCACAGCAGGUGGAGACCCUGCAGAAGGAGAAGCUGAGCGCCACUUUCGAGGGCAGUGAGCAGGUGCACCAGCUGGAGGAGCAGCUGGAGGCACGAGAGGCCAGCGUGCGUCGGCUCGCAGAGCAUGUGCAGAGCCUCUGCGACGAGCGGGACCUCCUCAGGCAGCGGUUCCAGGAACUGACGGAGCGUGUGGCCACGUCUGAUGGGGAUGUGGCUGAGCUCCGGGAAAAGCUGCGGAGAAGAGAGGCCGACAACCAGAGCCUGGAGCACUCCUACCAAAGGGUCGCCAGCCAGCUGCAAAGCAUGCACACUCUGCUGAGAGAGAAGGAGGAAGAGCUGGAGCACAUUAAGGAAGCCCACGAGAAGGUUCUGGUGAAGAAGGAGCAGGACCUCAAUGAGGCCUUGGUUAAAAUGGUUGCCUUGGGGAGCAGCUUAGAGGAAACAGAAAUUAAGCUCCAGGCAAAAGAAGAGAUUUUAAGGAAAUUUGCAAGUGAGUCUCCAAAGGACAUGGAAGAGCCACGGAGCACCCCUGAAGAGACAGAAAGGGACGGCACUUUACUCCCAGGCCAUCCGGUCCCAGCUACCAGGGCCGCUCUGGCCUUUCCACAGACAAGGCUCGAGGAUGAGGACGAGGACCUGGGGGGUCCUCUGGGGGAGGAAUACGGCGACGGCAGCCCCAAUAGGGAAGAGAGUGUAGUGCCCCCAAAGUCAGUGGAAGUGCUUGACAGGGAAGGGCAUCAGCAGGGUACAACCAAACUCGACCAGGGAGCACUUGGUGUUAAAAGGCAAAGAAUCCGGUUCUCCACAAUACAGUGCCAAAGAUACAUUCACCCCGAAGGGUCCGAGAAGACCUGGACCAGCAGCACAUCUUCUGACACCAGCCAGGACCGGUCACCCUCGGAAGAAAGCAUGUCCUCAGAGCCUGCACCCAGUGCACUGCCUGCAGCUGGCGACUCUGACACAUACCUCUCCAUCAUCCACUCCCUGGAGACCAAGCUCUACGUCACAGAGGAAAAGCUCAAAGACGUGACCGUGAGGCUGGAGAGCCAACAGGGUCAGAGCCGUGAGGCACUGCUCGCACUGCACCACCAGUGGGCAGGCACUGAGGCCCAGCUGCGUGAGCAGCUUCGUGCCAGCCUGCUCCAGGUUGGUGCGCUGGCCUCCCAGCUGGAGCAGGAGAGGCAGGAGAGGGCCAGGAGGGUUGAAGGGCAUGUUGGAGAGCUCGGGGACUUCCAGGUCAAGAACAGUCAGGCCCUGAUGUGCCUGGAAAAUUGCCGAGAACAGCUGAGAUCUCUGCCUAGGGCCAGCCAGGAGGAUGAGCAGGAUGCGUGCGCAGCCUCCCUGGCCAGUGUGGAGAGUGCGCUCAUCAGCGCCAUCCAAGCCCUGCGGCGCUGGCCCGCCCCAGCUGAUGGCGGGGCCCAUGUACAGCUGGAGAUGGGUGGCACCGAGGAGAAUGGGAAGCCUGCCUCCCUGCAACAGCGCCCCCAGCCUGAGCUGACAGAGCAGGAGCAGGCGAGGCUUCUUUCUGAUCAGAUUACUCUGGAGGCCUCACUGAUCAGCCAGAUAGCAGACUCCCUGAAGAACACGACAUCAGAUGUCUCCCGAAUGCUCCACGAGAUUUCUUGGUCAGGACAGCCACUGAUGGAGUCUGCUGGGGCCCCCGUAGACACCUGGGCCAGAAAGGUACUGGUGGACGGUGAGUUCUGGAGCCAGGUUGAGUCCCUAAGGAAGCAUCUGGGGACACUGGGAGAAGAGGCAGUCAGUGCCUCAGGAGGCGGGCAGCAGAGCAUCCCACAGGGCCUGGCCCCCAUCCUGGCCAAUGCCACAUGGGUCAGGGCAGAGCUCAGCUUUGCCACACAGUCAGUGAGGGAGUCAUUUCACCGCAGGCUGCAGAGCAUCCAGGAGACCCUGAGGGGCACCCAGACGGCCCUGCGGCAGCACAAGUACCUGCUGAGGGAAAUCCUGGGAGCCUACCAAACCCCAGACUUUGAGAGAGUGAUGCAGCAGGUCUUGGAAGCCCUCAGGCUUCCAGCGGGCCAUGAAGAUGGUGUGCAGCUGUCCUGGGACCUGAGCCCCUUAGGAGAAGUCCUCGGCCAAGACUCAGAAGGCUCUCAGGAGCCCUUUCAUGCAUCUGACCAGAGCCCUAGGGCCUUUGUUGCUAUUCAGGAGGAGCUUGCCCAGCAGCUGAAGGAGAAGGCCAGCCUCUUAGAGGAGAUAGCUGCUGCCUUAACCUCUCUGCCACCUGUGGAAUCACUAAGAGAUUGCCAGAAGCUUCUUCAGGUAUCCCAGAGUCUCUCAUAUAACACUUGCUUGGGAGGCCUCAGUCAGUAUUCUUCAUUGUUGGUUCAGGAUGCCAUUAUUCAGGCCCAGGUGUGCUAUACAGCCUGCAGAAUCCGGCUAGAAUAUGAGAAGGAGCUCCAGCUCUACAAGGACUCCUGGCAGACCAGGGAGACCCCCUGCCCAGAGCAGGCACAAGCAGCCCAGGCCCUGAGGGAGGAGUACGAGGAGCUUCUCCGCAAGCAGAAGAGCGAGUACCUGGAUGUGAUUGCCAUCAUUGAAAGGGAGAAUGCAGAGCUCAAGGCCAAGGUUGCCCAGCUAGACCAUCAGCAGCGGUGUCUAGAGGACACGGAGAGCAAGCACAGCAUGAGCAUGUUCGCCCUGCGGGGUAGGUACGAAGAGGAGAUCCGGUGUGUGGUGGAGCAGCUGACCAGGACCGAGAACACACUGCAGGCUGAGCGCAGCCGAGUCCUGAGCCAGCUGGACGCCUCGAUCAGAGACAGGCAGGACGUAGAGAGGCACCAUGGCGAGCAGAUGCAAACCCUGGAGGACAGAUUCCAGCUCAAGGUCCGGGAGCUACAGACAAUCCAUGAGGAGGAGCUAAGAACCCUGCAGGAGCACUACUCACAGAGCCUGAGGUGCCUGCAGGACACCCUCUGCCUCCACCAGGGGCCGCACCCCAAAGCCCUGCCGGCCCCUGCCCCCCACUGGCAGGCCACCCAGGGGGAGGCUGACUCCAUGACGGGGCUGAGGGAGCGCAUCCAGGAGCUGGAGGCCCAGAUGGACGUCAUGCGGGAGGAGCUGGGAUACAAAGAUCUGGAGGGCGAUGCGGCCACCCUGCGCGAGAAGUACCAGAGGGACUUGGAAAGCCUUAAGGCCACAUGUGAGCGAGGGUUUGCAGCAAUGGAAGAAACGCACCAGAAGAAAAUUGAAGAUCUACAGAGGCAGCACCAGCGCGAGCUAGAGAAACUUCGGGAGGAGAAGGACCGCCUCCUGGCGGAGGAGACAGCCGCCACCAUCUCAGCCAUCGAAGCCAUGAAGAACGCCCACCGGGAGGAGAUGGAGCGGGAGCUGGAGAAGAGCCAGCGGUCCCAGAUCAGCAGCGUCAACUCAGACGUUGAGGCCUUGCGGCGCCAGUAUCUGGAGGAGCUGCAGUCAGUGCAGCGGGAACUGGAGGUCCUUUCGGAGCAGUACUCUCAGAAGUGCCUGGAGAACGCCCACCUGGCCCAGGCGCUGGAGGCUGAGCGGCAGGCCCUGCGUCAGUGCCAGCGUGAGAACCAGGAGCUCAACGCCCACAACCAGGAGCUGAACAACCGUCUGGCUGCAGAGAUCACACGGUUACGGACGCUACUGACUGGGGACGGCGGUGGGGAGGCCACUGGGUCACCCCUUGCACAGGGCAAGGAUGCCUACGAGCUGGAGGUCUUAUUGCGGGUCAAGGAAUCGGAAAUACAGUACUUGAAACAGGAGAUUAGCUCCCUCAAGGAUGAGCUGCAGACAGCACUUCGGGACAAGAAGUACGCUAGUGACAAGUACAAAGACAUCUACACAGAGCUCAGCAUUGCGAAGGCUAAGGCUGACUGUGACAUCAGCAGGUUGAAGGAGCAGCUCAAGGCUGCAACAGAAGCACUGGGGGAAAAGUCCCCUGAUAGUGCCACGGUGUCGGGAUACGAUAUAAUGAAAUCUAAAAGCAACCCUGACUUCUUGAAGAAAGACAGAUCCUGUGUCGCCCGGCAACUCAGAAACAUCAGGUCCAAGUCCGUAAUUGAGCAGGUCUCGUGGGAUACCUGAAAUGCACCCGCUUCCCGGCCCAUGCAGGAGAGUCUGAAGGAAGGCCUAACGGUGCAAGAACGGUUGAAGCUCUUUGAAUCCAGGGACUUGAAGAAAGACUAGCUGUGUCCCAUCCAAGUUGAGCACGCGCCUUCCCCAGCUUGCAGCAGGACACCCUGAGCGCUGCUUUUCACCUGUACCUUUGUUUUAUUAUUAUUAUUGCUGUUGUCAUCGUUAACUGUGGGCAUGAAAUGCGUGAGGCUGGCUUCUGGGUUGUCCACACCACUCUGCUGUGUUGACUUCCUGUUUUCAUCAAAGCUUUUUUCCAUGGUAUUGUAAAAUUAGGCCAGCACUGGGGGCUGGGAGGGCAUCUAUGUUAGUCCCUUCCUGGCUGUGACCCGCCGCACUCACUGUCAGUAUUAAGGCCCAACAGCCUGUUGAUAAGCUACCCUGUCUCACCACGCGCUGGUGUGGAAACAGGGCCCAGCCAGCAUGCGUCAAGGUAGAUGGAAUGGUCAGAGAAAAAGCCGUGCGGACACUCCAGCUUGGCCUGGGUCACAGCACUGACUCCUCACCCACCAGUCUGGCUGUUAGAGGAGGAGGUGCGCUGCCUUCCGGCCUGGGAGGAGGACAGCAUUUUGUAUUUGUUCCACUGAUGCAGCUUAGAACCACACCCCUGAUAAUCAUGGCAAACCUUUCACAACCUGGAAAAUGUUGAAAGCAACCAUUCCUAUUUUUGUUUGUUUUUUAUUAAAUCUUGCACAAAAUCCCCGGCCCCUCUCCUUCCUUUCUUCCUUUUUUCGCUCGUUCUUUUCUUGGUCUCCAGUAACCCUGGUCUUUUCAUAACUACUCAAGAUUGUUGACGUGCAGCCUGGGUUUCAGACUCUAACUGCAAAAAAUGAUGAAUUCCCUCCAGGAAUCAUUCAAAUAGGGGAAGGUUUGGGGUUUGAGUUUUUUUUUCACCUUUUGGAGAAGAAACUGUCAUUGCUUUGGAAAAGGUUGAGAAGAGACCCCUGUUAAGUCAAGAAGAAGGUACAGAGGAUGUCAGAACCUGAUGAGAACAGCCCAUUAGUGUGUUUUAAGACUCUGAUCUUAACUUUCAUAAUCAAUCUGAGCUCUGGAAACCUAUCUUGCAGCAUUUAUCUUUAAAAGGGCCUAGUUAAACUAAACCUAUACUAACAAUUUUGCUUUUUCUAACAGUUUGAGGAAGGCCUUUUUAACUGCCACAAAAGAUUCUAUAGCAAUUCUUGAAAAUCUCUUAAAUUGGAGUCUCUAUUUCGGCCCUAUGAAAACCAUUAUUCCCAUUAAGAUCAGGAGUGUAAACAAAGCCCUGGCUGGUGGAACAGGUUCUGCUACUUUAGCAGCUCAGUGGGGUGUGAGCAGACGGUUUUCAUACCAGGAGCAUGCUUUCACUUCGUAUUCAUGCUUGAGUUGGUGUGGUGGUCUCUGUGGAUGUAUGGAUGCUUUGGAGGGUAGAAAUGUAGAAAUCCGAUUGCUCAGUUUCUUGAUUAAAGUCAUAAGCAAGGCCAUCUGUGGCGCUCUGGCCCCACCCCUACUGUGCAGAAGGGCAGGAAGCAAGGCCUGGAGUUUUCAUAUGUUUUAAGACCCGGGUUUAGGUGCUCUCUUCUCACUGGAAUAACAAAGUGUUCUCCAUAGGCGUUGAGCCCUUUCCACAAGUUUUUAAGGGUCUUAACCCACACUUUUGCUCCUCUGAUGCUAGUCUUCCAUGUUGUUAACAGCAAGAGAAAAUUGGAUUUGUUUAAAAAUAUACUUAUCUGAGGUGGCAUAGUUGUGCAGCUAUAGUCCCAGCUACUCAGGAGGCUGAGGUGGGAGGAUCACUUGAGCCUGGGAGGUCGAAGCUGCAAUUAGCCAUGAUUGUGCCACUGCACUCCAGCCUGGGUGACAGAGUGAGGCCCCAUAUCAAAUACAGAUAUACUUAUCAGACCCCACUGACCAUUUAGAUUGGCAGUGCUCUGAGAAAUGCACUUUUCUGUGUCGAUGGGAAUGUACAGAAGGAAUGUGCAGGACCCAGCUGUCCUCCACAGCCCCAUUGUUGUCUCCAGGACACUGCUGAGACACGAAUGCUCCAGGACAGACGGGGACCUGGUGUGCGUUCAGAUCUGACCAGACGGGAGUGGUUUUGCCUGGUAUCUGGAUGCUCUGACUUUGUGUCACUCUCUGAGGUCCACCACCUUCCCUGCCUGGCAUGGUUUCCUUUGUAACCAUCCCUGCUGCCCCUGGGUACAGACCCACUAGCCCUUCUGCAGACAGCUCCCUGCCUUCUGCUCUCCAGGGGUUUCUGGGCAGAGUCUGUGCUUAGAGACAGGAUCUGUCUGCCUUCAGCCCUCGCAGUUCUUUAAAUUAAAGCAAGUUUUCCCAUAGGCCAAAGAGCAUUUGAUUCACUUUUUUCCAUCACUUACCCCUUGAGGCUGGACUUCAGGAAUCCUAAAAAAUUAAUAUGAGUGCAGCCUGUGAGGAGCCAGAGACAGACCAGCUGGACAUCUGCAUUCCUCUGCUGCAGGCCUCUCCCCCAGGGGCUGGUUUAGUGUAGGGUAUUGCCAGGAAACAGGCUGAGGCUGCUAUGCCAGUAGAGAACAGGUGGGGAGGUACUCUCUGGCUGUUCUAACAAAGGCCCCUUUGCUAAGGGCUCCUGAAAAUGCCCUCACAUAGGGACAGCCACAAACUGGGUCAAGGAAGUCUGGGUUCCCUGCUGGUGGACUACAUCCUUUGGAUGGAGUGAACCAGGCAAGAAAGAGGAUGAAGUUCUUCAUGUUCCUGGACAUGCCCCAGGAACAGAGACUUGCCCAGGUAGCAACACUGGCACAGGCGUCAACUGCUGCCACACUGGGCAGGGAGCCUCGCGCUGCACAGGGCUGGGCGCUCUCCUCCAGUUUCCUUCCUGAAGGCAUCCAAAUACCCUGGAAAGGAUUUAGCCCCUGAAUUCCACGGAGAAGAAAGAACAGUGAAGAAGUAGAAUUGGUUUCUGUAUGGGGAGAGGAAGGUCCUCUUAAGGGCAGCUGCAAGUGGGGUCUCAGGCUGCUCCUUGGCACAAGAUAGUGAGCUUUCCCAGCUUCAUCGAUGAGGAAGAUGUUCAAAUAGACUUCUGCAUUUUAAUUAUUUUCCUAUAAAUGUACUUAUGUGUAGUAUGCUAGCACGUGCUGGUAAGCCAUGCCGCACAUAUUAACGGGAAAGCGGGGCAGGUUAACUCUCGUUGAGUUUUUUUCGGGCAUGUGCGUGAUUACCUUGUGUGCACGCAUGCACAUGUAGAAUAGUCACUUUCUGCUGGUCAGUUUCUUUAUCACAUGUGGUGCCCCAGCCCCAAGCAGGUGUGGAGACCAGCAUUCCAGAGGACACGCUGUCCACAGCCUCCCAGGUCCGAGCAGGUCAUUGGGCAGGGGUGGAGGCAGACAGUGCACUGCCCUGUGAGCUGAAAGCCGCUGCUUCAGGGAGUCAAUGGCCUGUGCUCCGCGGGUGAGGCAGUGGACGUCCCAGGGGGACUAGAGGAGACAGCAUCGAGAGCAUGGGGGUUUAUUGAACAAAAGGUCACAUCGGAGGGGAUCUCGCCUUCAGAUUCAGCAAGUAUGAAGGCAGAAGAGCAUGAGAGCUAGGCCCCGCAGGCUGCUGAGUGAUGUAGAAGGCCAGGAAGAACCUGUUCCUGCAGCAGCCACUGGCUCCCGUCACUCCCCUACCCUCCAGGUCACGCAGGCCAUACAGGGAGAAGAGGGCAUUUCGGCUGUUAAAAGAACCCGAAAGGAAUACCGACAGAUGAGGCCAGAAACAAAACUGAUGGCCUGAAAAACAUUUUUAUGGAAUGUAUUUACUACCAUUCAUUUUACUACGGAGGUAGAUAGGGCUGUUAACUCUUGGGUCCAUGGAAACAUGCUGAGCAUUGAACACAGUCCGGAUCAUCACUCCCGCCUGGCCAUCUCCUGGGAGGCUGCCAAGUGCCAUGGAGCUGGGACACAGAGCAGAGCCCGCCAGAUGUUCAGGGCCCUGGAGGCCAAGGCCACCCUGUGUGGGGUCCCUGUUGGCAGCCAGGUCCCUACACAGUCUUAUUUGGCCGACUAGACUUUGAAUAUGACCUGCAGUCUAAUUUGGGAUGUGGAGGAAGCUCUUCUGUCCCCUGCUCCUUUGUAUGUUGGGUGACUUUAAUGUCUGGCCACAUGCCCCUUUCUCCCAGCUACUCAUUCACUCACUUGCCGAAGUUCCAAGACAGCCACCCUUAAUGUGACCCAUCAGCAUUUAUUUUUCCUGAAAAGAAGAAUUUGUUCAACAUGGUCCUAAAGGCUUGGAAUUUAUAGACUUUCCUUUAUAAGAUACAGUUUAAAAAAAAAAAAAUGUGACCCCUUUGUCACUAAGGGAGAAAGAAAUUAAGUAUUUUCAAAGUUUUAUGAAGAAUGGAAAUGAUAUUAUACUUCAAAGGAAUUUAAUGUUGAAAUUUCAAAGAAAAAUUGCUGUGUUGAUGAGAAGUUUCACCUUCCUGGGACCUUUAUUCAUUUUAAGGUAUGAGAUAAAAUUCCUGGCUACGGGAGUCAUUGGUCUGAUGUACAAGGAAUUUGCUUUAUAACCGGAUUGUAACUUGCCCUAAGGUCCAUGUUGGAGCACUAGGUAGAGACAAUGUUUCGAUUCUCUUUUCCUGCAAGCUGGGAUCAGCCCUGUUUUCUCCUUUCAGCUGAGAUGAUGGAAGUUUCUCAGUGUGUUGGCAAAACAGCCCUCCCGGCUUUCUAAAAGGACUUAGGACAAAAGCUGCUGGGAACUUGCUUAUUCAAAAACUCCUUAAAUUUUAGGCAUCUGCACAGUGUUUUCCCACCUUUCACCUUCCUGGGCUUUUCUGCCCUCCAGCAUUCUUCUGAAGAGAGCUUCCUAGCCCGCUCAUGUCUCCAGUGGGUAAAUACUCAGCAACUGCACGUGGGUUUUCCAAGCACUUUGGGCUUGGAGGUUGGCCAUGUGCAAGCACACUCCUUCUUGCCUCUGGCUUCUCCUCGCCACCCUCUUUAAAGGUAUAAACUCCUCAGAUACUAGAUUUGUGAUCACAUGAAAGGUCAUCUUCACAUUGAAAGGUGAAGGCCACCACGGUCCUCAGUGCCAAGCAGCAGAACGUUCCAAGACGGGCGUUCUUCCUUGCACAGCAGCUACGGCAGGUGGUUCUGCUGCCUCCCCUUAGAGGUGGCUGUUCAUUGUACCUUCGUACAGUUGCGUUUACACACUUGUGCUGACAGCUUUCAGCAAGGGCAUGUGUCCACAGCUGAGGGCAGUAAGAACCCGCCUAAGCUGAAGGCUAGUGACACAGCGCCGUAGGCCCUUUAAAAGGAAAGCCUGACAUAAACCCAGUAUGGAAAGGAACAUUAUCAGUUCUCUCAAAUUUUGUCUGCCAGGGACAAAACCCUGCUUAUUCUCUUGCCCUUUUCAGAACUGUGAGCUUCAAGUAUUCUUGCUUCUCUGUAAAGGGAAGACAUCUCCCUUCUCUGAAAUUCUUCAACAAAAGAAAAGACUCUUGGCAGGGUAGGGGAGUCUGGCUCAACACUAGAUCAUCCCUAUAGAUGGGACACGUUUCUAUCUGAACACACCUUGGGUUCGAGUCCUUAGGUAUUUGGGUGCAGUACUUUGUGAAUACUUAAAGCUACUGCAUGCUUGGUGUAGCUUGCAAUUUCUCUGUAUUUAAAAGCAGCUGUGUUUAUUUUCUUCAAAAUAACCUGUAUAUUAUUCAGAGUAAUCCAUGUAAAUAUUACUGAGAAGUCACUGCAGGGAUUUUUGUGACAAAGUUUGUAUGGGUUUUUAAAAAAAAUCUUAGACACCCCUUUUUAAGAUAGGGAGAACAGAAUUAAGUGUACCAUUGAACCCCCCCCCCCCAGCAUUAUAAGGAAAUGUUUUUAAUGACUGCUAAGUAUUUGUAAAAGGUUUGGCCAUUUAGUAGAUGUCUUUAAAGAAUGUAUACAUUAUCUAAAAAAGCGAUAGCCCUGUAUCCAUACAUUGUUUUCAUUGAAAGAAUUCUGUAUUGCCUGUUCUUGGUAGAGCCAGAGUCCUCAAGGAAAAUGAAGAAAAUGAUAGCCCCGUCUUGACCAGACUUCUGCACAGUAACGUAAGGCUAUCAUAGGGAGACUUGGUUAAGGCACGGUUCUGGGAUUGGGGUCGAAAUGUGUGGUUUCUGAGAAGCUUCAAGACCACUCACUGGGCAGGGCUCUGUGCACAGCACCAGAGCUGUUUGAAUUCCCGAGCCCCUUGGUCAUAUCCUAGAAUUCCAUGGAGGCUGCAGAAGUUAGAUGCAGCUUUUUUUUUUUUUUUUUUUUUUUUUUUUUUGCAACAUGUAUUUUUGUCAAAUUGGUAAGGAAACAUUGAGUUACAGAAUACUUAAGAAUUGGAGACUCCAGUACUGUAGGAUGGCCUGGGAGGGCAAGUCGCAAGUGGUGGACACCACAUGCUCCUCGGGCACGGCCUCAGUGGGAGCCUUCCCCAGGCACAGCUCAGCCACCUGAGGAAAGGGUGUUGUGGAAGUGCAGACACACACACACACACACACACACACACACACACACACACAGCGCCUGCAGCCUCAGAGUCACGCCUGUCACUCCCCGCCCCCACAACCCCCUUGAGAAGUUAGUGGCGUCACAUACUUAGUUUUAUUUUAUAGACGGCUAGGAAUAGAUUGUGAAGAACACUCAGUUCACUACUGUGUUAUGAUUAUAUCACAAGCUUCAAUUAAAAUGGAUUUUAAAGGAUUUUAGGAUUUACCUUUAGUAUUAACCACUUAUUUACUGACUUACUGUUAGGAUUCAAAACCAGUUAAGUGUAAGAAUUAUUUCAUGUGGCUUUCCUAGGGUAAUAUUUAUAAAAGGUAGAAGGCAUCCAAGUGGCUCCUCAACAAUUACAGUUAAUGAUUUUUCUCACAAAUAUGCCCUUCUGUCAGGGUGAAAGUCUCAAUUUGUUAUCAAAGACAAAACGUACUGUGCCAAGUUGGGGCGCUGUGUGUGACCGAGUAGCAAUGCUUCCGUCACCUCCGCCGCAGCUUGUGAGUCCAGUGGUUCUGAGAAACGUUCUGUCACAUGAUAAAAGAAGCAGCUUGUACAAUUCUAACUGGCAUUUCAUUUCUGUUCUAAUACUAAAUGGUAACGCUUAACAGACUAAAAGCCAUGUGCAGAAGAAAGGGCUGAAUGAGUCCGGCCUCCCCAGGUUCCAGCGCAGCACUCGCGUAUGAGAAGUGGAGCCCCGGGGUGGGGUGGCCACCCUCCGUCAGGCCAGGAUCUGGAGAAUGCCUGACUUGCUGAGCUGCUGCUCUCUUUUGAGGGUGGGGAGCAUAGAGGGGAAGGGAAAUUUUGAGGCUUUUUUUUUUUUUAACAAUGUUUGUGAUCAACUGUUCACUAUAAUUGGAAGUGUUACUUUGUCAGAAUAUUUAUUCCUUUGUGUGACAUGCUAGAUUCCCUGGAUGUAGCUGAUUGUUUUUAUUUUGUAAAUAUUACCUAACUAUACAUAAACUAUAUCAUAAUAAACUAUUUUUGCAUCA
This is a messenger RNA of Saimiri boliviensis boliviensis (Bolivian squirrel monkey), 14793 nucleotides long. It is a transcript of the gene MPRIP, whose product is annotated as myosin phosphatase Rho interacting protein. The record is from RefSeq and is a predicted model, not a curated record. NCBI's taxonomy places the organism in Eukaryota, Metazoa, Chordata, Mammalia, Primates, Cebidae. Gene Ontology annotation, molecular function: actin filament binding. Gene Ontology annotation, cellular component: actin cytoskeleton.